Messenger RNA from Fusarium keratoplasticum, 1236 nucleotides. RefSeq lists its product as uncharacterized. The coding region runs from base 1 to 1236 and encodes 411 amino acids. The transcript has a single exon. Lineage: Eukaryota; Fungi; Ascomycota; Sordariomycetes; Hypocreales; Nectriaceae. The record is from RefSeq and is a predicted model, not a curated record.
AUGCGACGAGCAAGCCCGCGGCAGAUCGGCAACGUCUGCCAUCGAUGCGCCUUUGCGCCGGCUCGAGCGGUCGCCAACCAAGCCUUCCUCAGCGGCGCUCUUCUAUCAAGCGCUCGACAUGUCCGAAAUUCGACCCUUAAGCCCUUGGGCGUGCGAUGGGUCGCAACAUCUCCGUACCCCGAUCUCAACAUCCAGCCACCCGACGCCGCGAGUGUCCCGAGGCAACUGACGGACCCGACACAAUUGGCCAAGAUCGUGGGGGACAGCACGAACAAGUUCCUCUCGACGGAUGGGAUCCCGGCGAAGCAAUUGACAAGCGCCGCUCUGGAAACAUGUCUCAGGGCUGCGGAGGCCCUCCAGCCCCAGGUUCGGAAAGCUGAGGCUCAAUCACGGGCGUCGACCUCGAAGCUCAUGGCUCUGGGGGCAGAGAGGACCGGUAACAGGCCGAUCAAGAUGGACUCGCAGCUGGCCGACAGCAUCAAGAAGAUCUCAUACUCGGCAUACACCAUCAUAUCACACCCCAAUGUCGAGAUAACCCCCGAGUUCCUCGAGCUGUAUGUGGUCAUCCAGGCGACCCUGGGCCGACCCGAGUCCCUCCCCGCAGUCCUCGACAUGUUUGCCAGCAAGAAGAAGCCGGUCGUCAAGAACGGCAUCGUUCAGUACGUUGCUUCAAAUCCCAACGCUGCGAUAAAGGCCGUCCAGAGUGACGUGGCCGACAUGGCCCUGCAGAGUGCCAUCGACGCCAAGAACCUGGAUUCCGCCUUGGGCAUCGUCGAGGCCUCGUUCAGCCUCCCCGCCUUCAAGCGCCAGAAGCUCCUCAAGCACGCCACAACCCCAGCCCUCGCCCUCGGUACCCUCCCCUUUGGCAUCUUUGGUCUGGCAUCUGCCUAUGCCGCCUACUGGCAGAACACCAUGGACAUCACCACGGCGACUGGAAUCGGUUUUGCCGGUAUUUCGGGUUACUUCCUGGUGGUGGGAUCUAUGGGCUUGAUCGCCAAGCUGAGCAACAAGGACCAGAUGAAGCGUGUGACCUGGGCGCCCGGAACGCCGCUGCGUUACCGAUGGCUGAGGGAAGAGGAGCGAGCGGCGAUGGACAAGAUUGCCUGCGCUUGGGGAUUCAAGGAGCCCUGGAGGCACGGAGAAGAGUCCGGACCCGAGUGGGAGGGCCUCAAGGAGUAUAUGGGCUAUCGGCAAAUGAUUCUUGAUCGUGUCGAGUUCAUGGAGGGCAUGAGCUAG